This is a messenger RNA of Mercurialis annua (annual mercury), 1134 nucleotides long. RefSeq names its product vesicle-associated protein 4-2-like. Lineage: Eukaryota; Viridiplantae; Streptophyta; Magnoliopsida; Malpighiales; Euphorbiaceae. Gene Ontology annotation, cellular component: plasma membrane; endoplasmic reticulum membrane. The transcript has 7 exons. Gene Ontology annotation, biological process: endoplasmic reticulum membrane organization. The record is from RefSeq and is a predicted model, not a curated record. Bases 169 to 948 code for a protein of 259 amino acids.
CUUUUAAUGCUAAUAAUGCACUUCAAUUAUACCCUUUUUCCAUUAUUCAUCAUUCUUUACUGCUACCAACUUACUAUUAUCUUCCCUUCACAUUAAAAUACUUAAUUUACCUUAAACAUCAAACAUUCAAACUUAAUACACUACUCAUAGGAAUUAAGUGUUUGUAAAAUGCCCUUUUGGCAAACCAACAAUGCUGCUACCUCUACUUCCACCUCGUCUUCUUCAUCAUCUACAACUACUUCUUCCAGUUCUAUGAGUAGUAACAGUAGUAUUAAUGGCACCCAACAAACUCACUUGACUACUCAUGAGGUUGUAGGAGAAAGAUCCUCACUUUUUUCUACUACCAAUACGAUGUCUCUUGUCGCCAAGUCUUUAUUGCCUACUCGAAGAAAACUCAGGCUCGAUCCUCCUAACAAACUAUAUUUUCCUUAUGAACCUGGUAAACAAGUGAGGAGCGCCAUUGGCAUAAAAAACAUCUCAAAAUCUCAUGUUGCUUUCAAGUUCCAAACAACUGCACCAAAGAGCUGUUACAUGCGACCUCCUGGAGGAAUACUUGGUCCCGGUGAAAGUAUUAUUGCAACUGUGUUCAAAUUUGUGGAGCCUCCUGAGAACAAUGAGAGAGCAUUGGAUCAGAAGAGCAGAGUGAAGUUCAAGAUAAUGAGCUUAAAAGUGAAAGGAGAAAUGGAAUAUGUGCCUGAAAUGUUUGAUGAGCAGAAAGAGCAAGUCACAGUGGAGCAAAUAUCGCGGGUCAUUUUCGUUGAUCCAGAAAGCGAUAACCCUGCACUAGAGAAAGUAAAGCGACAAUUGGCUGAAGCUGAAGCAGAGCUUGAGGCACGCAAAAAGCCUCCUGAAGCCAGUGUUGUGGGAGAAGAGGGUGUCAUUGAUGAAUGGAAAGAGAGAAGGGUGAGAUACCUGGCCAGACAGCAGAUUCAAGUGGACUCUCUGUAAAAAGAAGAAAAAGUUGAUGUGUUUUUGAGAAAGUUUUGAUUAAAGUGUUGUUGUAUGUUUUAGAUUUGGAUUUGGAUUUGGAUUUGGUGUUAUGCUCCACUGCUAGUAAGUAAAUUAAUAAUAACACUCGAGUUGUGUGAUUAUAUUAAUAUUAAUAUUAAAAGGUAUGUUGUGUUUGAGCUGUGA